AUGAAGCAACACGUCGACGACUUUUCGAGAUUUUACAAUGGCGUUUCUUCGCUAACAGGUUUGAACGCCGGUGUGGUCCGUGUCAGCUUCAAGUAUAAGCAUAGAGAAGGCUCCGCGCGCUUCAAAGUCACCAGCGUAGAGAAAAACGUGGUGCGGUGUACUAAUAAAAUGGCGGAAGCUCGUGCGCUCGUUGAGCUCGGCUCAAGUCUGCUACUCGUCAUAGCGCGAUGA
This is a messenger RNA of Ostreococcus tauri, 231 nucleotides long. RefSeq names its product Signal recognition particle, SRP9/SRP14 subunit. Gene Ontology annotation, molecular function: 7S RNA binding. The transcript has 3 exons. Gene Ontology annotation, cellular component: signal recognition particle. Bases 1 to 231 code for a protein of 76 amino acids. The record is from RefSeq and is a predicted model, not a curated record. Lineage: Eukaryota; Viridiplantae; Chlorophyta; Mamiellophyceae; Mamiellales; Bathycoccaceae. Gene Ontology annotation, biological process: SRP-dependent cotranslational protein targeting to membrane.